AACAGUACACACCUAUCCAUCUUCCUCCAACCCCGGCCAGUCUCCUGCUCCGUCUCCGGCCCCAAAGCAUGCCCGCACCGGCGCUCCCAGCCUCCGCGCACCUCUGCGUCUUGCUCUUAACCGUCUCGGCGGUGACUGCGAUGCCGGGACCCGCGCGCUGCGAGCGGAGGGACGACCGCGGAGCGGACGUGGGACGCGCGGAAGGCUUCCCGGCGGAUGGAGGUGAGGGCGCCGAGGGCUCGGAGGGCUCCCCCCGCCUCAGGAGAGCGCUGUCCCGGGGGAAACAAAUGUCCCUGCAAAGCAGCUCGUUCGUGCUCAAAGGAGAUGCGACGCACAACCAGGCGAUGGUCCACUGGACGGGGGAGAACAGCAGCGUCAUUCUCAUUCUGACCAAGUACUACCACGCCGACUCCACCAAGGUGCUGGAGAGCUCUCUGUGGAGGUCCACCGACUACGGCACCACCUACACAAAACUCAACCUGAUGCCGGGGACCACCAUUGUGGUGAGCAGCUUCUCCAUCUGCCCGACCAACAAGAAGAAGGUGGUUCUGGUGGGCUCCUCAGCGAACGAACGCGACCAGAUGCUGUUUAUCAGCACCGACGAGGGCCAGUCCUUCCAGCGGCAAAGCGUCCUCUUCAGCCCGGACACGCUCAUCUUCCACCCGAAGGAGGAGGACAAGCUGCUGGCCUGCUGCAAAGACGGACGGCUGUUUGCCUCCACAGAUUUGGGCCACAAGUGGACUUUGCUUCAGGAGCGGGUGACCAAGGACCGAGUGUUCUGGUCUGUAGCAGAUGUGGAUGUGGACCCCGAUCUGGUGCACAUGGAGAUGCAGGACACAAGUGGAGGUUACCUGUACGUCACCUGUCUCAUCCAGAACUGCUCCGACAAAAUGGUGACCGCUCAGUUCUUGGGUAAAAUCGACCACAAUUCUCUGUCGGUGCAGGGCGACUACAUUUUUGUCAAGGUGACCGCAGGGAAUCGCACCAAGCACUACGUGUCGUAUCGACGCAACGAGUUUGUCCAGAUGAAGUUUCCCAAGUAUGCCUUGCCAAAGGAUGUUCACAUAGUGAGCACGGACGAGCAGCAGGUCUUCCUGGCGCUGCAGGAGUGGUACCAGACGGACACGUACAACUUGUACCAGUCGGACCCGCAGGGGGUCUACUACUCCGUCGUCCUGGAAAACGUCCGGAGCACCAGGCAGCCCGAGGACGUGGUCCUCAUCGACAUCCUGGAGGUGCGUGGGAUCAAAGGCGUCUUCCUGGCCAAUCAGCGGGUGGACGGCAAGGUGAGAACGGUCAUCACCUACAACAAAGGACGAGAUUGGCAGCCCCUGACCCCGCCCACCACCAACAUGAACGGCAAAACCAUCACCUGCAAAGCGCCGGACUGCCACCUCCACCUGCACCUGCGCUGGGCAGACAACCCUUACGUGUCCGGUACCGUCCACACCAAAGAUUCUGCUCCGGGUCUCAUCAUGGGAGCAGGUAACCUUGGCUCCAAGCUGGUGGAGUACAAAGAAGAAAUGUACAUCACGUCUGACUGCGGGAAGACAUGGAGACAGGUUCUGGAGGAGGAGCAUCACAUCCUCUACCUUGACCACGGCGGGGUGAUUGUGGCCAUCAAGGACACUUCCAUUCCACUCAAAAUACUCAAGUUCAGUAUCGACGAGGGACGCACGUGGGCGGUCCACAACUUCACCAGCACCUCCGUCUUCGUCGACGGACUCCUGAGCGAGCCGGGAGACGAGACCCUGGUGAUGACAGUGUUCGGCCACAUCAGCUACAGGUCCGACUGGGAACUGGUCAAAGUGGACUUCCGGCAGUCUUUCCCUCGCCAGUGUGCGGAGGCCGACUACGAGUCGUGGCAGCUCACAGACCUGCAGGGUGAAAAGUGCAUCAUGGGCCAGGAGCAGACUUUCCGGAGGAGGAAGGCCACCGCGUUCUGUGUCAAAGGCAAGAGCUACACCUCGGCUCUCGGGACUAAGCCCUGCCAGUGCACCGAGCGGGACUUCAACUGCGACUACGGCUUCGAGCGAUCCCGCGCAGCGAGCGGACGAUGCUUUGCUGACUUUUGGCACCGUCCGGACUCGCCGCCGGAAAACUGCCAACCGGGACGAACCUUCGAGUCGAGCACUGGGUACCGCAAGGUGGUCUCAAAUGUGUGCGAGGGGGGCCUGAACAAGGAGCAAAGUGCCAAACAAAGCAACUGCCCUCUGCUGCCUCCUGGAGGACUACAAGUGGGCAUCAAAGGGCAGAUGUUGGCUGUGGCACCGGGUGAUGACGUCACAUUCAUAGUGCACCAGGAGGAGGGCGACACGAGCAGCACCAAGUACCAAGUGGACCUGGGCGACGGCUUUCGGGCCAUUUACCGGAACCUGACGGUGACAGAUGAACCCAUCCAGCACCGCUACGCGAAUCCGGGAGUUUACAAAGUGUCCGUGCGGGCGGAGAAUGCGGCGGGUCACGACGAGGCCAGCAUGUACAUCCAGGUCACAGCACCUCUGCAAGAGGUUCACCUGGAAGUGAUCCCCAUCGCCGGGAGAAACCACCAGGUCAACCUGACGGCCGUCGUCCUUCCCGCCGAGGCCAACCUGACCGUCUUCUACUGGUGGAUCGGAGACAGCUUGCAGCCAACGUUGACUCUGCGCAACAGCAUGCUGACCAGUUUCCCAGAGGCGGGCCAGAUUUCAGUCAGCGUCCAGGCCUCCAACGGGAGGUCCAUGGUGAAGGAUACCAGGAUGGUCCGCGUCUACGAAAACUUCCACGUUAUCCCUCUGAGCUUCAGCGGGCACCUGGACCGCCUCAAUCCCAACAUUCCGGAAUGGCGAGAGGACGUGGGUCAGGUCGUCACCAAGACACUCGCCAAGGUCACAGGUGUCCCCGAGGAUUCCCUGGUUACCGUGGUGAAGGCGGGCAUCCCCACCUCCGCCGACCUGUACGUCCUCCCGAUGGAGAGCGCGCCAGCAAAGAAAAGCGACUUUCAGGAUAAGCGUAUCCCGGCCAUCAUGCAAGCCUUCAAAGUCAACAACGUCAGCUUCGUAGUACGAGGCGGUCUCCAGGUUCUGGUGCUGCCAGCGGACCCAAACGCAGGGCUAGGUCUAAAUGCUGUUGACUCCACAGCAACAGAAAUUGGUCACGGAGCUGCCGGCGGUCCCGGCGUCUGGGCCGUCGCCGUCAUUUUUCUGGUCAGCAUCGCGGCCACGGCCUCUUUUAUCCUCUACAAGUUCAAGAGUCCUUGGCUCAGGACUGAGGAGGUCUAUCCCCCGCUGUUUUUCAGGAAGCUGCCGGGCAGCCGCAGCGUCUACGCCCAGAUGCACAACGAGAAGGAGCAGGAGAUGACCAGUCCCGUCAACCACAGCGAGGACACGCAGCACAUCAUCCAGGGCGAGGAGUUCAUCGACGACGACCUGGACUCACAGACGCUAGGUAAUGCGAGAGGUAGCCCAACCUUCCGGUCCCUUAUACGGACGACCACUAACCACUGCUACUAAACACCGCGCCGCUAAAACACACGCCAAGGCAACCAUUCAGGUGUGGUCCUGAGUGUCAACUCCAGAGAACUCCACAGUUACCUGAGCAGCUGAUUGCUGCCAUGGCGACGGCUCUCGCCAACACAGGGAUUUCACUCAGCCUUCCUCCUCCUAACCGGACUCCGCCCCCUACCCCCCCCCCCGCCCUAUACACACACACACACACACACACACACCCCCUCACCCUUCUUGUCAUCCUCACUUCCAAACUGGGAGAUGGAUACCCCCUUUCAAACGGGGGCAUCCGGUCGUUCCACCCUCCUCCCCUCCUUGAUCAUUAACAGACGUCAAAAUGGACUUGUUGAUGAAGAUUGGCAUCACGGAGGGAAUGUCUCGUAUUUUUUUGCUCAAUCGGCCUAUAUUAGGCCCAGCGCGCAGUGGAAAAGGUUUGAUGUAAAUGUGUAAAUCUGAAUGUCCACUUUGUUUCACUUGGGUGUUUUACACGUGUGUUCUUGUUCUUGUUGUUGUUUGUGUUGUUGUUGUUGUUUUU
This is a messenger RNA of Phycodurus eques (leafy seadragon), 4020 nucleotides long. RefSeq names its product sortilin-related VPS10 domain containing receptor 2 (gene sorcs2). Gene Ontology annotation, cellular component: membrane. The record is from RefSeq and is a predicted model, not a curated record. Gene Ontology annotation, molecular function: protein binding. NCBI's taxonomy places the organism in Eukaryota, Metazoa, Chordata, Actinopteri, Syngnathiformes, Syngnathidae.